Messenger RNA from Gasterosteus aculeatus aculeatus (three-spined stickleback), 8001 nucleotides. It is a transcript of the gene htr5ab, whose product is annotated as 5-hydroxytryptamine (serotonin) receptor 5A, genome duplicate b. Lineage: Eukaryota; Metazoa; Chordata; Actinopteri; Perciformes; Gasterosteidae. Gene Ontology annotation, biological process: positive regulation of MAPK cascade; adenylate cyclase-activating adrenergic receptor signaling pathway. Gene Ontology annotation, molecular function: G protein-coupled serotonin receptor activity. The record is from RefSeq and is a predicted model, not a curated record. Gene Ontology annotation, cellular component: plasma membrane.
CGGCACGAAUAGCCGCCCGGCGACUCGGGAGACGACGCAUCGUCCAUCUCCGCACCGCGUGGCUCUGACGAAGCAGCCGCGGCGCGCGUAAAGUCCACACCAAAAAAAAAAAAAAAAAAAAAUUACUCGCGCGCGCAAGUCUCCCACAUGCUCGGGAACCGCAGUCUCUGCCGCUAGAGUCGGACCGGGUCUCAUCCCUCCACCCGCUCCACCCUCCGCCGUCAGCUGUGUGCUUCGUUCGCUCCGUGCGCGUUUCUGCCGUGUCCGCACACGCAGCCGAGGCGGUUCAAUCAGCGCAUUUCGAUGGAGAGGUUGACGCCGAGCAGACUGUUGCCGGACCGUUUAGUGCCAAACCGUUAAUGGAAUGCGUCAGCUAUCUGCAGAAACUCAACCGUCUUGGCCCUCGGCUGCGGGGCCGUGAGCAGCUACCAUGACGUAUCCCAACACCAGCAUUCUGACAGCCAACUUCAGCGGCGCUUUGGACGGCCAUGACUCGGGGGGAAACAUCUACCGGCCCUUUUCUGUUUUCAGCGUGCUCACUCUUACCUUGCUGGCGAUGCUGGUGGUGGCCACGUUCGUGUGGAACCUGCUGGUGCUGGUUACCAUCCUGAGGGUGAGGACAUUCCACCGCGUGCCGCACAACCUCGUGGCUUCCAUGGCCAUCUCCGACGUGAUGGUGGCCGCCCUGGUCAUGCCGCUCAGCCUCGUCCACGAGCUGAACGGCAGGCGCUGGAAACUGGGCCGGGUGCUCUGCCAGGUGUGGAUCUCCUUCGACGUGCUCUGCUGCACGGCCAGCAUCUGGAACGUGACGGCCAUAGCUCUGGACCGCUACUGGUCCAUCACCCGGCACCUGGAGUACACGCUGAAGACGCGCAAAAAGAUCUCCAAUGUGAUGAUCGCACUCACGUGGCUGCUGUCCUCCAUCAUUUCCCUGUCGCCUCUUUUCGGCUGGGGGGAGACCUACACAGAGGGGAUGAAGUGCCAGGUGAGCCAGGAGCCGUCCUACACGAUCUUCUCCACCUUCGGGGCGUUUUACCUGCCGCUUUGCGUGGUGCUCUUUGUUUACUGGAAGAUCUACAAGGCUGCCAAGUUUCGGAUUGGUACCCGCAAGACCAACACGAUAACACCCAUGGCAGAGGUGAAGGACGAAACGCAUCCACCGCAGAUGGUGUUCACAGUGCGCCACGCCACCGUGACCUUCCAGACCGACGGGGACACGUGGCGUGAGCAGAAGGAGAAGAAGGCGGCCUUGAUGGUGGGCAUUUUGAUCGGCGUGUUUGUCCUCUGCUGGAUCCCCUUCUUCAUCACCGAGCUCAUCGUCCCGCUGUGCUCCUGCGACAUCCCGCCAGUCUGGAAGAGCAUCUUCCUGUGGCUGGGGUACUCCAACUCCUUCUUUAACCCGCUCAUAUACACCGCCUUCAAUAAGAACUACAACAACGCCCUGAAAAACCUCUUCUCCCGGCAGCGCUGAGCGGGCGCUCCGCGGCGUUGCUCCUCCGGGCAGAGAAGGACCGUCUGUAUGCGUCACUCAAUCAUCCUCAAGAUGGAUGAUAACCAGAGACCGUCUGAGAGAAAUAUGUGUGUUUUAUUUUUGGGUUUUGUUUGCUGGCGAGGGUACCUCACGGCGAGGAUUGAAACGCGCGUCUGAGCUACUGGGUCGACAAAGAGAGGAAUAAAGGGGGUCGCGUUGCAGGUGGCUGUGGUGGUCGAGGGUCCAUCUGCGAGUUGGGUUCAUAUGUGGAGCGGCUGGGAGUGCUUUCAAAAUAUAGAUGGAAGAGAGAUUAAAGAAAAAUCUUUUAGAACUGCUCAAAAGAGCCUGAUAAAAAAAAUGUAAAAAACACAUUUUUUAUUUUCUAAACUAUCAUGACCUGAAAUCCCUUCUGUAAGGAAACCACCGUUUCGCUGAGGACACAUGAACUCCCUGGCUUCACAUGUAACUUAUUCAUACAGACUUAGAUAAACGUACAGCGUCUCCACAGCCGCCGAAUUCCAAUACAUCAAUUCUCUUUGCAAAUGCAACUACACAAACCAUUGGUUUUGAUGAAGCAGGAAGGGCAGAACGAAUUAACACACCAUUAUCUCCAAAUAGAUGCACUGUUGAGGAGCUGCGGGUACGAACCAGCCACACUAAAUAAAGUCACCAGACGCAGAAGAUGUGGGGACCUAUUCGAAGCAUCGCAACUACAGAUGUGAUCAAUAGAAAUAAAAUCGACAAAUGAAUAAAAUAGCAUGGCAUUUUUGUGUAGAAGUUCAUGUGAUGCAUGUUUUUAAAUGACAAACCUUUUUUUCCUGCACACAUUGCUUCUUUCUACUUGAAGCAGCAAGUGAUCGAUGAGCAAUUGAUUCCCAGAAAAUAGUUGUGCUAUAUGGAAUUGAGCUCCCGUUGGAGAGGAACAUGAAAGUAUUGAAAGAUUCUCGUUUAAAAAAAGGUGCUUCUGCUGUCGCUGUCAAGUGAAAAUAAUUUUUCUCCAAAUUUGGUGAUUUUGAAUUGUUCAGAUCAACUGAGGGAUUAUGUUUUAAUGCUAACAUGAGUAGCUCUCUUUAGUGUGUAUGCAUGCUAACAUUAGCCAGUUGGCCCUCAAUACAAAUUGUAGCUGAUGUAGGGAUUCGGUCAUCGACGUGAUGACGGUGGGGAUCAUCGAUGUCAUCACACAUCAUCAUGAUGGGGGGCUUCAAUGUGUGUGUCUAUUCCACGCCAAUUCCUUUUGAGACGUCUCACUGAAAAACUCAAAUGGUGCUAUAGAGAAAAGGUCAGGGGUCAUCACCAAAGUCAAAGGAUUCAUCGCAGCAAACGUCAUACAAAUCCACCCAGUAGUUCUGGAGAUAUUUCCCUUUGGACCAGGUGGUAGACUCAACGACAUUGUCGUCCUCAGCAGUGGCAAGGCUAAAGAAAACAUCGUGGUGGAAAAGGGGUGGUUGUAAAGCUUAAAAUGGGUGUUUUAGCUCAUGAAAGAUUAUAUUUAUAGCGAUGCAUAGUUUAACUUAAAGAAUGACAGAGAAUACUAUGAAAUUAUCCUUUUUCUAGAAUUUAUUUUGUACACAAGUUAGACUACAAGAUUGCACCUGGUCUCAACCCGACCGUAUUCUUUGACCCUGAUUUAGAAUAACAGACCUUAAAUGACAUGGGUUAUAAGUCAGAGCAGUUCAUCAUUUCAAAUAUAAAUAAAUAAUAGCAUCAAAUCAAAAAAACAACAACUACAUACCGAGUUAUACAGAGUAUUUUGUCAUGAAAAAAUGUAUCAUGAAAAUACGCCAACAAACUGCUGUGAAUAUUGAAAUGCAUGAACUACAGACAGGAGCCGAUAUCCUAGAUAUGGUUUAAAAAAUAGAUUUUUUUCAAAAGUGCUGAUUGAUCAAAACUGAUCUGUUUAGCGCUCCUUAAAUGUGUUAAUUGCAUGACUUAUUGGUUGAACAAAAAGGCCCGAGGGUGGUUGGUUAUUCACCCUUUGCCCCCUCUUAGGUCUGGUUCUGUGUGGUGACCAACAAGCUCAGCAACAGCAAAAUGUUACAGAAAUGUGUUGUCCACCAUUCAUCACUGUUUCCCAGUUUUCCUUCUCAAAAGAGGUAAAAAAAUUUAAAAAAAAUCAAAUAGACAAUUACCUCCCUCCAAGACACUUUUUGGGGAAUCCAUACUUAUUUUCAUAGAAGCAGACACGGGAGAACCGGAAAUCGAAUGUGUUAUUGUGUCAGUGUGUUUUCAAUGUGUGCAUGUUUUCUUCCACAGAAGCCUUGGCUGAUGAAAUUGACAAUAAACGAGCCCUUGAUUGGAGAUACACAGCGUCAAGCUUUGCACAUCGGCAUGAAGGCUUAUGAAAGUGAAAGCUGUUCGGGUUGAGCCAUGAGGCCGACUGGCUAGAUAUUUGCCAACAGUUGGCAACAGACACACACAAGCCUGAACAAGGGAAAGAAUUCAGUGUUCUACUUUUUCAUAAUUAUUCAUUAUUAUGAUCAUUGUUGCCCAACUACUGGAAGUCAGUUUAUAAACAGGAAUUAUACCAUCCAAUCCCCCAACAUUCGCGAUUUCACAGCCAGGAGUGAGUCUGCUGUCUUUCAGAGCUGCACAUCCAGCCAUGUUUUCAGGAAGAGCCGGGAUGCAUGAAAAUGGGUCUUGGCUAAACUGACUUAGGAUUAGAACCAGAUGCCCCUGGCAGAGGCAAACCUGUGCGUUAGCUGCUGAAUUGUACAGAAAUGGAUGCAGCUACCAACAUUUUUGAAUAUUUGGGCAAAUCGAGAGCUGCAAGGCUUCCUAGAAACUGUUAUUUUGUUUUACCGUUGCCCCGUCUCUCUUGUCUGCACAACAUAGUGGGCCUGGUGUCGUCCUGUCACUGCGUGUUGUUGUUGUUGUUGUUGUUGCACUCGUUAUUCUGCGCCAGCUGAGUUUUAUCCAAAUGGAAACUGCACAGCAGGACUGUGGAGGAGGGGAUUUUGGUGAGCAUAUGUAUGUGAUAUGAAUGAGCACGUCGCCUUCUUUUCCUUAAUCUCCGCUCAGCUCCUUGCUAGCUUUAUUUGGGUUCUCGGGGCAAAUAACUGAGGUGAUUGUGGAAGAAAGGUCAGUUGGAAAGUCCUAAAUACUCCAGAGGAAAUAUAAGAUAAGCCUUUCUUUGCCCCGGGACGGAACACACAGCACAAUCCUGAAGUUUACCAUUUCAAACUUUAAUUCACGGGCUCUGUUGAAACACGGAAAAGUUGAAAUAUAUCAAGGAAUGCUUUUUUCUUUUCUGUAAAUAUCAGUUUCUGAUAUCUGAUAUCUCAAGAGAUCAAAGAAAAUCUUCUUUUGAAAACACAAGGAAAAGAAAAAAUUAUAUAUAUAUAUACUGUACAUAUCAAUAGAAUAUAUAUAUAUAGAAUAAAUAUAGUGAAGGCAAACAUUGAUCCGUCUCUGCUCGGGGGUUGUAAGCAUGUGUUUACUCUGAAUACCGAUCCAUUGCUGAUGUUUUACUGUUUUCCACCAUCUCUCUCUUCUGACCGCUGCGCUGUCAUUCACUGUAAUAAUUCACUCUGCCAGGCCAUGAAUAGUUAAUACAAUGUAGGUGGGAAGAAUUUCAAACAGAUUCAGCAGAUCCUGCUGUGCCACAGUCCCACUGAUGAAAUAGGAUAAGCCCGUAUGGCAUUUUACACGGAAGCUGUCUGCAGAAUCUCAUCCUGCAUAUAAAGCCCUUCUAAGUGUAAUCCAUCCUCUUUGGAUAACAGCGGCGUGCACACGCAUCGUUGAGUCCGUACAUGCUGUCUGACAACGACAAAUCAUAUGUUGUCUUGGGUUGCGGUGGACUAAGUGUCGUCUGACUGUCUGCAUUUCAGGCACCUUUACGUUUUUUAUUUAUUCCUUCUAAGGUUGUGUCAUGUCUAAUGUAUACUAUUCGUAUGAACUGUUGUUGGUGGCAAACAAGUUUACUUUCUGGGGAUGGAUAAAGCAUUUCUAACCCUAAUUUCACACCCCAUAAAGUGUAUAUUACCCCCCUUGACUAACAAUCUAAGUUCACAUAUAUGACACGUCUCCUCAAUAUCGCCGGACGUUGGAGGCUUUGUUUUUUUUAUUUACAGGUUUGCCUUUUUUUAUUUCCUCUCUCUCUCUCUACACUCUUAAAACACCCGCACAAAGUAUGUUGUCAUGGCAGCGCAUCACCUGUCGACUUAAAAUGAAGUUUGACUCAGACGGAUACAUUGGUUUCUUGUUUGUGAAUGGUUCAAGUGGAACACCCCCCCCCCCACCCAAGGCGAUGUCAGGCUGAAUAUGGAAACCACAUCAACCGAGGUGACAAUUCACCAAUAAAGCAACGCGGCCUCACGCUCUGUUGCUAUGACACCAAGAGAGGAAAAGAAAGCUCCGACUGGUCUGUGAGGAUCCUAUAUACGGGAUGUUAAGUUAAAGGAAGGCAAGUAGGAGAUGUUAUAUGGUUCCUUAUACAAGAUUUUGAGGAUCUUGAAACAUCUUCAAAAUUUCUGAUAGCUUUUCCGAUGACAAAAGUUCAGUACAAAAACUGCAGCGUUACGCCUGCGGGAAGGACCUUCUCUUGGCCAGCCAGCCAGCCUGAGGGUAGGAUUUAAGCAGGGGGUUGACGUCACGCCUUGCAGAGCAAUGUGGCAAAGCAUAUCUAUUGUUACUAUUUCAGCUGAUUUAGCCCACGGCGGUGCCCUUCACCUCAGUCUGCUCGGAAGAUGUUAGCACGCUCCACUUUGAUGUCUGCCGAUGUGCAAGGCGGGAGCCUUUUAUCGCUGUUCACAUUGUACACCCCCAAUGUGAGAGCUUCUGGUUGGAAUUCCCUUGAAGAAAACAUUUCAAUAUGAAUGAGAUCUGUUGCACUGGAACAAAGGCUGGUUGAUUACUCGGGGUUUGAUGAUCAGAACAGCGCCACCAGGAUUUUAUUCCCCGGCGUGGACCUGAAGCCGCCUCAGAACUCGUUUUGACCCCAACGUCUGCAACUGGAACCGAAGAGGCUGCAUUACAGUUUACACGUUAGCACUGCAACAAGUCCCAGGGGCGUUGCAGGCUUUGUUUUACAUUCGUUGUUUAAGUGCAUUCAUAUUCAGGAGAUGUUCGUGGUACAUUGGGAGACACUAAGCCAACUGCAUGGCCCCAAACAUCCCAUUACCUAAUUUUCGGUGAAGUCUGAAUUAGUCUUCACUGCCAGUGUUUUCCCAAGAGGAGCAGCGUUGGGAGACGGAAUACCAUAGCAACAAGCCAGAUAACAACAUUUCAGUGGAAUGAGCACAUCUGUACAGAUUUAACUAGUGCAUAUUAUAUUAAGCAAGCUGUAAUGACGCCAGUAAAUCCAUGUUUCAGACCAAGCAUAGAUGCGGUGCCAUGUUUGCCCUGGCAGGUAUUUUUAAUUGGAUAUAGGAAAUUAUUUUCUUAAUUAGAUUCAUUUUAUUGUAUCCACAUCAGAAACGAAACCAGCCACAAAAUGAAAAAUAUAUAUCUGCGUGCCGCUCUAGGAUUUUCAUUGCGUUCUUUGACAAAUUGUGCCAUGCUGAAAUGCCAGCAGUGAUAACCUUAAGUGGCCCGCUGAUUGCCCGCGAGUUUCCAAUUCUGCCGGAGCUGCUUUUGAGAGGUUCAAACUGCAUGAGGAAAAUGUUGAAUUAGCAUUUAAUUGCUGUUUAGGAAGGUGCUUAUUACUAAAAUGUUACGUCUCAUUUAUUCUAGAUGGAUGACGGAUUGGUAAACGCUAAAUGACGCGUGGAAAACGGAGGAAAAAUUUAGCUUAUUAAGAUUUUAAUGUGGUGUCCUUUACAAUAAUGUGUGGAUCGUGACAAUUGACUUUCUAUGAUCAUCAAUAAUUCAGACUAAAUGCAGCAGUUUGGAACAUUUUGAUGGCUGGCAAAAUGCAAGGCAGCUUGUAUUUGGCACCAUCGUCACCCCAUGCCUUAGGUUUUUUUAUAGCAGUUGGCCAAUGCCAGCUCCAAUCCACGCAGCCCACUUCUCACUUAAAAUGUCCUCUUGGGCUGCAGCACUUAGCAACAUGUUCUCUCUGCCAGGGAGGCUCAAUACCAUCGACGUGAUGAGAGCUGAACACGUAAAAACGAAUGCAAUGUAUUAUAUAUGAAGAGCGUAGAUCACUUUGAAUCCAGCGGACUUAACAUUUUAAUAAUUGAAGUUAAAACUUUAUUAAAAGUGAGAUAGCAACAGAGACAAUGAGUUACUGAAUGCUGACUGAAUGCUUAGCUAUAAUCAAGAAUAAAUGAGCGUAAUACGAUACGAUCGGACCAUCCAAAGAUCUCUCUGUAACUACUCAUACAUGACGCUAUUGUUUACGUUUCUAAAUGCAGACUGCAGUGUUAUUUGAUUAUUGACGACCCAACGGGGCAGAUACCAAUGUGCCGAGUGGGCAGAUUCAAGGGGGGGGGGGGCGAUCCAUUAGCCAAAGCAAGUCCACUGUGACCGGUGAAAUAAGUGUACAGUGGGUGGAUGCAGGUGUGAUGAUAAGGACGAUUCAAAGGAAAAUAAAUGUACAGUGGGAUCUUCUAAAAGUGUGUUUUACAAGUGGAAAAUAAACAAACCUUUGA